CCAUGUCUGAUGUCACCAUUCAAGAUAAACUCGAUACUUUAACAAAUUAGUUAAAAACGGAGGAUUUCCGCGUUCCACAAUUUCAUACUGAACAAGUUAGUUAAAGAAAAAAAGAUAUCCGCGUUCCAGAGUUUCUGAAUUUUAUAGUUAAUUAUUAUUCCUGGUCAAACGUAAAGGCAAUUGUUUGGAGAAAAACCGUUAAAACACAGAAAGGAAAUGCUCGUUUAGAAUUUUUUAAUACCAAACAUUUUGUUUUGUAUCUUUUGCCUCAAAUUCGAGGAACUGGAAUCGACAAGAAGAAAAAAACAAUUGUAGAGGUCGUUUUGUUUGUCAUGCGUCUGUUAUGAUAUUGGAAGAUAGGUUACGAAGAUCUAGAGUUGAAAAUUUUCUUGAUUCAGAUGAAUAUUGACUGAGAAAUACCCAGUGAGACAUUCUGGUAGUAGAUGCAUAUCUGAUCAUAAUUUGUUUUGGAAAAAUACCGUGGAUGCCCCAGCAUUAAUGAAAUUAUUUACUGGGUAUCUGAGUUUGCAGUCAAAUUGUUGGGUAUAGUUUCUGUUAGCUGGAAAUCCAAUAUACACCUGUCAAAAGCCUAGCAGAGAUACCUUUUUAAUAGGUUUUUAUAUAAAUUGAGUCAAAGGGCGCUAAUUUUAAAUAAAUAACAGAAAGAAAGUUCUAGUAAGACUACGCAUUUUGAGGUUGAAUUAUCACAAUUUGUUGGAUCUGUCGUAUUGGGCAUCUGAAAUUUCAGUCUUGAAUUACAGGACUCAUAGAUCAGUUGGUAAUCUGAAAAUUUUGAAUUGGACAUUAGAGCUAAUUAGAGCUUCUGGGUGGCUGAAUUUGCACUGCCAAAUUGUUGGGUUUGACUAUUGUUGCUGAUCAGAGACGGUGUACAAAUGAAAUAUCAGAGCUGAUUGUAACGGCUGAUCAGAGUAUCUGAAGGUCCAGAGUUGAAUUAAAGGGUUAAUUAGGGCAGUCGAGUAUUUAAACAUCGGUUAAAAUGAGUGCAGCAGCCGCCAAAAAAGGGGUUGGACUAUUGAAGAGCAGCUUUGCAGUUCUUUCUAGUGGAUUUAAUAAAGCCAAGAAAGAGUAUGCAAGCAGUCACGAGGUUUCUGUGCUAGCAGAGCUUAGGCAAAAGGGUCUCAGCCCUUCUGAUCUUAUUUUCCAAGCACUCCAGAGAUUAUACUUUUUGUACUUGGCUGGAUACAAGCAUGAGUUAGUUGCUGCGUCUCAGUUGGCUGGUAAGCGCCUGACAGACAGUGAGAAGAGUACUGCACCUUUGGACGUGGUUUCACUGCUGGGAAACUCAGUGUCCAAUGAAUGCAAGAAAUAUGGAGAUUUUGAGAAAGGGAAAUUUUAUCAGAGUAUGCAAGAUAUUCUUAACAAGUCCCGUGUUUCAAAAGACCACUUUGACAGGGAUUCCAUUGCUCACGAUAUUUAUUAUGCAGUCCUGUUUACUGUUGAGAACUAUGGAUCUCAUUGGCAGUCCUUAGAAAAGACAUUCAGGGAUAGUGCAUCUCAAGUAAUUGCAGCUGCAGUGCAUGUGACUGAUCGUAAAAGUGAUCCCAGGGAAAAGGCUGCAAAGGCUAUGUAUAUCUUUGCAGAAGAAAUAAAAACCUGCUCAAGUGAAGCUGAAAUUAGAAGGCAGAAAGCCGUGAAAGAAGCAGAAGAAUUAUUGAAAAAAGAAAGGGAAAAACAAAUGAAUAUUGUCCCAGUUCCCACCGCUCCAUCACAAAUGUCAGAUGAAAGGACUAUGAGACAAAGAUAGCAAGCAAAAAUAACGAUUUCUCACCCUAUAUCAUCUGGUUCCAAUAUGUGUGUUCCUUGGCGUCUGUAGAGUUUUCAUAAAAUUAAAAUGUAAAGAAUAUCUUGUGUGCUGAAAUUUUUGCAAAUAGAUUUUGGGAAGAGAGACAAACAUUUAAUGUUAUGGUAUUAAAUGUUUUGAAUUUUGGGCUAUUUGAGAAUCAAUAUAUCAUGUAUCAUAGACUUGUAUCUGCAAAUAUUAUUUUUUAUAGCUGACAAAAACUGUAUAUGGAUUAGUAACUGGUUUCUUAAGAGAAUUUAGUUAUGGAAGCUACCAAUAUACAUGAUAAA
This is a messenger RNA of Cryptomeria japonica (Japanese cedar), 2091 nucleotides long. RefSeq lists its product as uncharacterized. The transcript has 5 exons. The coding region runs from base 998 to 1765 and encodes 255 amino acids. The record is from RefSeq and is a predicted model, not a curated record. Lineage: Eukaryota; Viridiplantae; Streptophyta; Pinopsida; Cupressales; Cupressaceae.